AUGGCCCUGUGCGUGUUUUUCGGGCUGAAGAACACUCCAUUGGGGAUCCUGUCCGGCCACUCCUACGAGCGCCUGAACUAUUUCCACCGACUUGCUGGGUAUGCCGCAGUUCUACAGCUGGUUCUUCAUGCUAUUUUCUACAUGAUAUACUAUGGCAACCAGAAUCGCUGGAGCACUCUGCUGGAGGACCAGAACUGGGAGGGCAUUGCGGCCGGCGUGGCCAUGAUUGUGCUACUUCUUGGCAUGGCCAGGAACCUGGGCUACGAGGCGUUCUACAUCAGCCACCUCCUGGGAUUCCUUCUGGCCAUCAUUUUCACAGCCCUCCACAGGCCCUACUGGAUCUGGAAGAUCCCUGUGGCAAUGCUCUUUGCCGGAGUAAUCUGGGCGCUUGAUCGCCUCAUUAGGGGGUCAAGGAUGCUGUACAACAUGGUGAACAACAGCGCCACCAUCUACCAGCUGCCCGACAACGGUGUGCGAAUGGUGAUCAAGAAGCCGCUGGCUGGGGCUGUCCCUGGAUCGCACUGCUUCGUGUGGAUCCCGAGCAUCCGAGCAUUCCAGACUCAUCCCUUCACGAUUGUGUCCAACACGAAGGCCGGCGGUUUGGAGUUGAUCUUGAAUUCUUACAGCGGCUUCACCAAGGCCGUCCAUGACCGCGCCCACCGUGAGAUUGGAACGUCAGUGUGGGCAUCAGUGGACGGCCCCUACGGAGCCAUUCCAGACCCUAAGAACUUUGAUAAGGUGAUCCUGAUUGCAGGUGGCACCGGGGCUACGUUCACCUUUGGCUUGGCGACGAGCUUGCUCCAGCACCUGGAGUCAAACUCGGGGACGCACGUAGACUUCAUCUGGGCGGCUAGAAAGAGAGAGAACUUGAACUGGUUUGCGGAUCACAUCCAGUUGUUGUGCCAGCACGGUCCCGGAAUGAACAUGAUGCUGCACGUCACCAGGGAGGGCUCGAAAGAGUCCCUAAGCGAUUCCUCAGCACCGAACCCUCUGGAGCACUCAGUUCUUGCGCCCCAACAAACAGUGAAUAGGGGGGCUGACAGCGUCUCAUCCGAGGAUCCCAUGCCGAGCGCUACGGAUACCAUGGGAGAAAAGACAGCUGCCAACGUCUCAGCAGAGCCUACCGAGAAACACAGGCGCUCGCAGGACCUCGACAGUCUAUGUGACAUCAAGUACGACAAGCUCGAGGCAGCAAAGGUUAUUGGUGAGACGUUGGAGGCGAUCGAGCCUGGUCGGCGGGUGCUCAUUGCGUCGUGUGGCCCUCAAUCUCUGACUGACCUUGUACGGACCACUGCCGCUCAACAUAUUGCCAGCGCGGAAAUUAGCAUAGAGGUUCACUGUGAAACUUUCGGCUGGUGA
Colletotrichum chrysophilum is the source of this 1359-nucleotide messenger RNA. RefSeq lists its product as uncharacterized. Gene Ontology annotation, molecular function: ferric-chelate reductase activity. The coding region runs from base 1 to 1359 and encodes 452 amino acids. The transcript is spliced from 2 exons. Gene Ontology annotation, cellular component: plasma membrane. The record is from RefSeq and is a predicted model, not a curated record. Lineage: Eukaryota; Fungi; Ascomycota; Sordariomycetes; Glomerellales; Glomerellaceae. Gene Ontology annotation, biological process: iron ion transport; intracellular iron ion homeostasis; copper ion import.